AUGUCCAUCGCAUCAGCCUCUGAAACUAGCAGGAUCGGCGUCCCAGGAGUUUGGUCCUUGACCAACGCCCUCCUAAUUGUCCUCGAGCGCCCUGUCCACCCCGGCACCCAUAUUGCUCUGGAUUCAAUCUUCGCGAUUCCUCUAUCGUUUUACGGAAUCUCUGGCCUUAUAGAACAGACUAAUACUACUGAAUAUUAUUUUGAUGGAAACGCAGGGCACACGAAGGGCAUAGUUCUCGCUGCUUUCUCACUCAUGGUCGUCAAUAGUGUCCUGCAUUUGAUGCACUUUGUCCUGGGUUGCUACGAUGUACACCGGAGACGCCAUGCUUUAUCAUUCGACUACGAUCCUCAGAAGGAAAAUAUUCAGUACUCAGUCUAA
Molecule: messenger RNA, 378 nt
Organism: Penicillium vulpinum
Lineage: Eukaryota; Fungi; Ascomycota; Eurotiomycetes; Eurotiales; Aspergillaceae
Exons: 3
Coding region: 1-378 (125 amino acids)
Source: RefSeq, a predicted model, not a curated record